Lymnaea stagnalis (great pond snail) is the source of this 2683-nucleotide messenger RNA. The record is from the annotation of a GenBank genome assembly. Lineage: Eukaryota; Metazoa; Mollusca; Gastropoda; Lymnaeidae.
AAUGACGCAAGGACAGUAAUGACUCGAGACAAUGACGCAAGGAGAGUAAUGACUCGAGACAAUGAUGCAAGGAGAGUAAUGACUCGAGACAAUGAUGCAAGGAGAGUAAUGACUCGAGACAAUGAUGCAAGGAGAGCAAUGACUCGAGACAAUGAUUCAAGGAGAGUAAUGACUCGAGAAAAUAAAGCAAUGAGAAUAAUGACUCGAAACAAUGACGCCAGGAGAGUAAUAUUUCGAGACAACGAUGCCAGGAGAGUAAUGACUCGAGACAAUGAGUCAAGAAGAGAAAUGACUUUAGACAAUGACGCCCGGAGAGUAAUGACUCGAGACAAUGAGUCAAGAAGAGAAAUUAGUCAAGACAAUGACGUAAGGAGAGUGAGGACUCGAGACAAUGACGCCAGGAGGGUAAUGACUGGGGUUUAUGAAGCACCCGAUAAUCCAAAGCGAUCAACCAUGGUCCAUAACACUUUCCGAAUUAUUAGUUCAGACCAAGCAGGUCAGGAUGCUCGCCAUUUAACCUUUGACUUGGAAGGGAAGCUACCCCUUACGACUAAGCAAGAAUACGGUUAUCUCCCCGGCUCUAAAGUUUUAACCGACCAUUGUUUGGACAGUCUGGACAGACUUGACGUCUGCAAGACGCGUGGUGCCUUGAUUCAUUCAUUACCUAUCAUCGAUAACUCGGCCAAUAUCAGGAGAAAUCUAAAGUCUGCAGAGUAUGAAUGGUAAGAGCCUCUACCUUAAAUAACAUGUUACUUAUAUUGCCCACACAUGAGUAUGCGAAAGUCGUGGAAAUUUUCGAAACUUAGAACAGGCAUUGCCCCCCCUCCCCCCACCCCAACUCAACCAUCGUUUAUUACCCUAAAAGUAAGCAUUGCGUUUCAUGUCACAUGGUGUAUGUGUCAGAUAGAUAGAGAUCUUCUGUCACAUGGUGUAUGUGUCAGAUAGAUAGAGAUCUUGUGGCACAUGGUGUAUGUGUCAGAUAGAUAGAGAUCUUGUGGCACAUGGUGUAUGUGUCAGAUAGAUAGAGAUCUUGUGGCACAUUGUGUAUGUGUCAGAUAGAUAGAGAUCUUGUGGCACAUUGUGUAUGUGUCAGAUAGAUAGAGGUCUUGUGGCACAUGGUGUAUGUGUCAGAUAGAUCUCGUGUCAAAAAGGUGUGCUCAAAUGGCUUUAAUGACAUCAGACUGUGUCACACACAGUCUAUUGUUGAUAGACACGUCACUCAUUAUUCAUUAAGCCCAUGUAACGCACUUCAAACACAGAUUGGUUUUAAUUAGAUCUCUAGGGAGAAAUCAUUUAACGAUUCAAACCAGAAUAUUAUAGACCAGAAUGUGUCACUAAAAAAAUAUAAAAAAACACUUCAGACAUGAUCGGGAUUUUCUCAGUUGUAUAACAAAACAAAAUGUUUACCGAUAUAGUUCACGGCUGCCUUGUAUGUUGUGGCUCUAUAAGUGAAUGUUUACCAAGAAAUGGUUCGUUAGUUUCGUUAGUUUCGUUAGUUCCUGGUGCUAGUUUUAUUCAUCACAAACGAGCUGAUUAAUUUCAAUGCCAAUAUGGAUCAGUAAAGCACCGUACAUUAUCAAAAAGGGAGAGAAUUUUCUUCUCCCGAAUAGUUGCUAAAAUCGCGCUUUUCUCCCUUGAUUCAUAAUUUAUUUUGCUUCUCUUUUUUUUAAAAAAACGAUGCCAUCCUUCAAAGCUCUCAGCGGGGGUAGGGCAGCCUGGAACAGCUUAUUUGAGUCUAAGGGGAGGGCAGCCAGGAACAGCUUAUUUGAGUCUAAGGGAAGGGCAGCCAGGAACAGCUUAUUUGAGUCUAAGGGAAGGGCAGCUUGGAAUAGCUUACUUGGGUCUAAAGGAAAGGCAGCCUGAAGCAACUUACUGGGUCUAAAGGAAGGGCAGCCUGAAACAGCUUACUUGGGUCAAAGUGUAGGACAGCCAGGAACAUCUUACUUGGUUCUAAAGGAAGGGCAGCAUGUAACAGCUUGCUUGGGUCUAAAGGAAGGGCAGCCUGUAACAGCUUGCUUGGGUCUAAAGAAAGGGCAGCAUGGAACAGUUUACUUGGGUCUAAGGGAAGGGCAGCCUGUAGCAGCUUACUGAGUCUAAAGGAAGGGCAGCCUGAAACAACUUACUUGGGUAAAAGUGUAAAACAGCCAGGAACAUCUUACUUGGGUCUAAAGGAAGGGUAGCAUGGAACAGCUCACUUGGGUCUAACAAUUCUAGAAGCGCAAACUUAAAAAUUUUAAAUAAUAAAAGCAACGAGAUCUAAUAAAUAAAACAAUGUUCACAAGACAAAUGCUGUUUUAAGACAAAGGAGAUUGGCUCUGGGGACCCUCCAGCACCAUCAUUUCUUUAGACUGAGAUUGCGUAAUGAUAUCAUUAAGAAAUGUAUUCCAGUAUUAUAACAAUGAAAUGCUACGACCUUUAACACACGUACAUUGGCCUACAUAUACCCAUACACAUUUUUUGUUGCUUCCAGGGACAAGGACAUUAAGGCCAUUUUAAGGGCUGGAGUUAUCGGACUUGUUGGAUUGUCUGGUCUCUUCAUGACGUCAUCUCCUUUCUCGCACAAGAGGCCGGUGUUCUAACCAACAAUUUGCUCAAACACUGUUUUUGAAUUGUCUUCAAAAUAAUGGAUAAAGGAUAAAAAAUUUAAACACAAAAUAUAGGAACAUUAAAUCACUACUUAAAU